This is a messenger RNA of Funneliformis caledonium, 177 nucleotides long. Lineage: Eukaryota; Fungi; Glomeromycota; Glomeromycetes; Glomerales; Glomeraceae. The record is from the annotation of a GenBank genome assembly.
AUGAGCGGAGUUGAUGAUGAGGAACUUCCAUAUUCAGAUGAUGAGCUUAAAAGGGAACACUCGGAGGGCUGGUUUGAUGUCGAUGUGUGGUCCGUGAUUGUUGAUUUUGAUUUCAUAGCAUUCGAGGAUUACAGACCGUCAGAGAAAGGAUUUGCUGUUGCUACAAGAAAAAAAUAG